CCCCGGAGGCAGCGGAGGCGGUGAGUGCCGAGCUUCCUCACAUUCUGGACCUUACCUUUUUGUAUCUUUGUCCGCCCGGUGGGCGGCAGGGGGAGGCGGCACGGGCAGCUCCUAAGCCAGCUGCUGGGGCCCAGCCGAGGCCGCUGUGAGGUGGGGUGGGGGCGCGGGCCGCAGCCGGUCUCUCGGACCCCUGUGAGCCCAGCCAGGCGAAAACCCCGCCCCUGGCGCCCGCUGCCACUCCUGAUUGGCCGGUCUAGCCUGAAGGCGACCGGUGGUCCCCCGGCCCCGAGUCUCAGCUAUAAAGGCAGCCCACGCAUGACGGCUGUGGCGAAGCUCAGGUAGCUGCGGUGCUCGCCAGCUCACAGCCCCCGCGGCGCCCCCUUUACUCUUUGCCCCUUGAGCACUCCCGACUCCACCAUGCCGAGGGGCUUCCUGGUAAAGCGAACUAAACGGACAGGCGGCUCGUAUCGAGUGCGCCUAGCUGAGCGGGUUUUCCCCCGGCUGGAGCCCCAGGGGGCGCCGCCCUUUCCCGAGGAGGUUUCCAGUGCCCCCCAGCCCGGUGCGGAGCAGGUGGCAACCCCCACCUUGGAGGAGGAGGCGGCGGCCCGGGAACUGUCGGGGUCGUCCUGUCAGGUGGCUAGGGUGAGCCUGGGGGAGGGCGGGCAGGAAGGUGCUGCGGAGUGGAGGGCGGAUGGUAGGGAGGGUCCCGGGCCCAGCCCCAGCCCCACGAAGCCGGCGGGCGCGGAGCUGCGCCGGGCAUUCCUGGAGCGCUGCCUCAGCUCACCCGUCUCUGCAGAGUCCUUCCCCGGGGGUGCCGCCGCGGUGGCUGCUUUCUCUUGCUCGGCGGCGCCAGCAGCUGCACCGACCUCAGGGGAGCAGUUCCUGCUGCCGCUCCGGGCACCGUUCCCAGAGCCAGAGCUCCAUCCAGACCCUGCGCCCCUCUCGGCCACCCUGCACGGCCUGAAGCGGGCCGCUGGCAACGAGCGCCGUGCCAAGGCCCCUCCGGGCUGCACGUCUGGACCUGCGGCCGCCGGAGUCAAGAAGCCAAAGGCCAUGAGGAAGUUGAGCUUCGCCGAUGAAGUGACCACAUCCCCUGUCCUGGGCCUGAAGAUCAAGGAGGAGGAGCCCGGAGCACCGUCCCGGGGUCUGGGGGGCAGCCGCACGCCACUGGGGGAGUUUAUCUGCCAGCUAUGCAAGGAGCAGUACGCAGAUCCCUUCGCUCUGGCUCAGCACCGCUGCUCCCGCAUCGUACGCGUUGAGUACCGCUGCCCGGAGUGCGACAAGGUCUUCAGCUGCCCUGCGAACCUCGCCUCCCAUCGCCGCUGGCACAAACCACGUCCCGCAGCGGCAAAUGCCGCCACAGUCUCUUCAGCUGACGGGAAGCCACCUCCUUCGUCUUCCUCCACCUCCCCAGACUCUGGGGCUGUUGCAUCUUUCUUGGCGGAGGGGAAGGAGAACAGCCGGGCAGAGCGAGCGGCCGAUCAGCACCUGCAGGCGAGGGACAGCUCCAGGGCGGAGCACCAGGACAGCGCCCCACACCAGGGCCUCCAGGUGCUGUCCCACCCCGAGCCACCGCUGCCUCAGGUCCCCUUUACGGAGGGGGUGUUGGGGCGCCGGGUGCCUGGGCCAGGUAGUGCCAGUGGUGUCGGGGGAUCCGAGAUCUUCAUGUGCCCAUAUUGCCACAAAAAGUUCCGUCGCCAAGCCUAUCUGCGCAAGCACCUAGGCACUCACGAGGCAGGCUCUGCUCGUGCGCUUGCCCCGGGCUUUGGCUCCGAACACGGUGCCCCACUCGCCUUCGCUUGCCCCCUGUGCGGGGCGCACUUCCCGUCCGCAGACAUCAGGGACAAACACCGGCUGUGGCACGCGGUCCGCGAGGAGCUGCUCCUGCCUGCUCUGGCCGGGGCGCCCCCAGAAGCGCCGAGCCCAGGCGGAGCAUCCGACGGGAGUGCUCAGCAAAUUUUCUCGUGCAAGCACUGCCCGUCCACUUUUUUUAGCUCCCCGGGGCUGACCCGGCACAUAAAUAAGUGCCACCCCUCAGAAAGUCGGCAGGUACUGCUGCUGCAGAUGCCGUUGCGGCCUGGCUGUUGAGGAAAGAGAUGAGGAAGAUUGUGCGGUUGGCCUCGGAGGAAACAGAUCAUGGGAAUUUCUGUGGGGAUUUCUUGAAUUUGCAAGUUUACCCUCUUUCCUGCCUAUAUUUUCCUCUCCUAAAA
This is a messenger RNA of Mirounga angustirostris (Northern elephant seal), 2210 nucleotides long. RefSeq names its product INSM transcriptional repressor 2 (gene INSM2). NCBI's taxonomy places the organism in Eukaryota, Metazoa, Chordata, Mammalia, Carnivora, Phocidae. Gene Ontology annotation, molecular function: RNA polymerase II cis-regulatory region sequence-specific DNA binding; DNA-binding transcription repressor activity, RNA polymerase II-specific. Gene Ontology annotation, biological process: regulation of cell cycle process; neuron differentiation; negative regulation of transcription by RNA polymerase II. Gene Ontology annotation, cellular component: nucleus; transcription repressor complex. The transcript has a single exon. The record is from RefSeq and is a predicted model, not a curated record. The coding region runs from base 418 to 2088 and encodes 556 amino acids.